CCAGACUGCGGGAGAGCUCUCAGGAUGCUGCCGCCGGUGCCCUCCUGCCUCGGACUGCUGCUGCUGCUGCUCUUGUGCCCUGCGCACGUCGGUGGACUGUGGUGGGCCGUGGGCAGCCCCCUGGUCAUGGAUCCUACCAGCAUCUGCAGGAAGGCCAGGAGGCUGGCAGGAAGGCAGGCUGAGCUGUGCCAGGCGGAGCCGGAAGUAGUGGCAGAGCUUGCCCGGGGCGCAAGACUGGGGGUUCGAGAAUGUCAGUUCCAGUUCCGUUUCCGACGCUGGAACUGCUCCAGUCACAGCAAGGCCUUUGGGCGCGUCCUGCAGCAGGACAUUCGAGAGACAGCUUUUGUGUUUGCAAUUACCGCAGCGGGUGCCAGCCACGCGGUCACUCAGGCCUGUUCCAUGGGAGAGCUCCUACAGUGUGGUUGUCAGGCACCCCGCGGGCGCGCACCGCCUAGGCCCUCCGGCCUUCUGGGCACUCCUGGACCUCCGGGACCAACAGGCUCUCCAGAUGCCAGCGCAGCCUGGGAGUGGGGAGGCUGCGGAGAUGAUGUCGACUUUGGGGAUGAGAAGUCAAGACUCUUUAUGGAUGCACAGCACAAGCGGGGACGUGGAGAUAUCCGUGCUUUGGUGCAACUGCAUAACAACGAGGCGGGCAGGCUGGCGGUGCGGAGCCACACGCGCACCGAGUGUAAGUGCCAUGGGCUUUCGGGUUCCUGUGCUCUGCGCACCUGCUGGCAGAAGCUGCCACCGUUCCGCGAGGUGGGCGCACGACUGCUGGAGCGCUUCCACGGCGCCUCACGCGUCAUGGGCACCAACGACGGCAAAGCUCUGUUGCCUGCGGUCCGCACCCUCAAGCCUCCUGGCCGAGCCGAUCUCCUCUAUGCAGCCGAUUCACCCGACUUCUGCGCCCCCAACCGGCGCACCGGUUCACCGGGCACGCGCGGCCGCGCCUGCAACAGCAGUGCCCCGGACCUUAGCGGCUGCGACCUGUUGUGCUGCGGUCGCGGACACCGCCAGGAGAGCGUACAGCUCGAGGAGAACUGCCUGUGCCGUUUCCACUGGUGCUGCGUGGUGCAAUGCCACCGCUGCCGCGUGCGCAAGGAGCUCAGCCUGUGCCUCUGACUCGCCGCUGGUCUUGGAACUGCUUGCAUUCAAUUUGCAGGACUACUAGAUUCCAGCAGGGGGCACUGUCUGUGUCCAGCGGCUCCCUAGGAAAAGUACCUAUUAGGCCUUGGGAAAUUACAGGGGCCAGACAAGAACUUGGGGUUUACACCAGCUCAAGAAAGCCGAGGUGGGGGGGGGCAUGCCCCUCCAGCAUUCCCCAGAAAGGCCCUCUGCUACUUUCUGCAGGAGACUAAGCAGGAUCUCCCUCCCUUUGGCCUUCCAGAUGGAAAUAAAAAAGCCAGACUCUGGCCUCCAGAAAUAGUACUCCUCAGAAUUACUGGGGUGGAUGGGUGAGUUUAGUAUUAAUAAAGACAUUUAAAUCCACAGUUUGAGAGGAAGUUGGGAUAGGAUAGAGGGUCAGGAUAUGGUGGCCCCGGUAAAGUUAGCGUUUCAUUCUGAGACUAUCUCAUUCCACCGGUUACCAAGGCAGGAAGGAGUGAGGGAGGACUUGUGGAAAGGCUGAGAACGGGGUGAGGAAACCU
Rattus rattus (black rat) is the source of this 1646-nucleotide messenger RNA. RefSeq names its product Wnt family member 6 (gene Wnt6). Gene Ontology annotation, cellular component: extracellular region. Gene Ontology annotation, molecular function: frizzled binding; cytokine activity. Lineage: Eukaryota; Metazoa; Chordata; Mammalia; Rodentia; Muridae. The transcript is spliced from 4 exons. The coding region runs from base 25 to 1122 and encodes 365 amino acids. The record is from RefSeq and is a predicted model, not a curated record. Gene Ontology annotation, biological process: canonical Wnt signaling pathway; cell fate commitment; multicellular organism development.